Seriola aureovittata is the source of this 10045-nucleotide messenger RNA. Its product is annotated as zinc finger SWIM domain-containing protein 6. The record is from RefSeq and is a predicted model, not a curated record. Lineage: Eukaryota; Metazoa; Chordata; Actinopteri; Carangiformes; Carangidae. Bases 3675 to 7076 code for a protein of 1133 amino acids. Gene Ontology annotation, cellular component: Cul2-RING ubiquitin ligase complex. Gene Ontology annotation, molecular function: zinc ion binding. The transcript has 14 exons.
AUGGCUGGAUUAAUCUCCUGGGGCAAAAAAUUGUUGCUGGCCCCCUGUUGACCCCCACUUUAGUCUAUAUGGCAGUUUCAUUGUUUCCCUUGAAACAACCAGUUCCCUACAGCUGUAAUAAUUAUGUGAUCAAUCAAUUAGUGUACUGAUGGAAAAUUAAUUGGGUACAAUUUCAAAAAAAUGUCAAAGAUUCAAUGGUACCAGCUUCUUAUACAUGAAUAUUUGCUAUUUCUUGCUGUUGACUUUCAAACAACAAAAGAAAGUUUUAAUAAAUUUACCUUCAGGGAAUAAUGAUAGGUAUUUUUCACUUUUUUAUGUAAUUUUAUUCACCAAAGAAUCAAUUGAUUAUCAAAGAAAGUAACAGUCAAAUUGAUUGAUAAUGAAAAUUGUUGGUUGCAGCCUUACAGUACUUCUAUUAUGGUAUUACUACCUUGCCUCAAGUGUUCUGUGGACAUUCAGAAAUAAUAUCAGCAGUUUGAUUAAAAAGAACAACUUUACAACAAAUUAACUCAACAUAAAGUAAAACAGUUUAGGCUUUACAACUAGAUUUUAAAGACUCAGAUGACAUGGAGUAACCCUGGGGCUUUUAGAGUGCCUGGGCAGUUGUCCACUUUGCCAAGCUUGUGAUCAAGCUUUACUAAUAUGCAUGGCUUUGUGUUAAAGUCACUUGUGUUACUUAUCUGGUCACACAAACUUUGUGGCUUAAUGUGCCAAAUGAACUGUAAAUAGAAAAUUUAAUAUUAAGCAGUACUUCAUUUUGUAUUUUGACUAUAAUAUUGUACCCUACAAAUUGUGUAACUGUACAGUGGUCAUACAGAUUUAAGAUGCUUUAGUGUUUCAUAUGCAGCAUUAUGCACAUUAAUAUCCUAACAAACAGGAAGAGUGCAGAGUUUUUAAGAGCCUCCGGUAAAAUAUAGCAAACCACUCAAUACAAGGACAUGCAGAAGAGUGGGUGAAAGCAGCAGUAAUAAAUAUAAAUGUAGUAAAUAUAGAAAGGCAACAACACUAUUUGUAUUGUUAUUGUUUUUGUUUGAUAAGUAUUUUAAGGGACAUGGACAGGAACAGGUGGCAUAAGAUGAGUGGUAUAUUAAAAACCUGAAUUUCGGUGAAAUUAAAUGAAACAUGUAUUUAACAUAUCAUGAUCCGUUUCUUGUCCAAAUUGUCUGUGACCACAUAGUUGCCGGGUGAACUCCCUCGACUGUCUGUAAAAGUUUGGGCAUAGCACUCUCUUGCCUGUCAGGUUUCCCCAAAGAAAGAAUCUGAAUGUGUGCCAUGAAUAUGCUAUAAAACCCUUUGUGCUGGAUAAUGAUUAAAGUCAAAUAUUGAAUACCAGACUAACUAUACAAAACUCUACAAAACUGAACAACAUAUUCCACUUUGUUUCUGGAUAAAGAUUCACAUGACAUCUAGCUGUUGCUGAGACGUCUAAUCAUGUGUGGAACUGCUCUGUCUGAAGAAUAAAGCAAACGAUAAGGCAAUAAGUGUAUAAAAACAGCUAAAGGCUCCACUGGCCCUCUGAGAAAGAUGACUAACAUAACAAAGGAGGACCUGCUGGCUUUGUGAACUUCCUGUGGGGAAGUAUUGAAACCAAAUCAGGUUAGGCCACAUCUGCUCUGUCCAUACGGCAUGGAUCACUUUCAGAGCAGUUCAAAGGCCAGCCUUUUAGACCUACUCACAGAGGAAGGAGAGGGGCAGCUGGGAACACAUGCAGAGGACAGACACAUUGCAAACACACAUUCUGGUUUACCAGCAUAGUUUUGGUCAACUUUUAUAGACAAUUUAGAAAAACAUCCUCAAUCUGGUGGCUUUUUUGUUAUCUGAUUAUAAUUAUUAGCUUCUGCUACAUGUCUAAUCAGGCUGGGAGACGGUGGGCAACGCAGCCGCACCCUAACCCCUCCUACAGAAGUAGGCCUCCUUUUCAAGACACAGCUAUGGAGCUAACAUUAUCAACAAACAGGGAGGGGGUAGACCAUAAAAUGACUGAACCACAAUUUAUAGUUAACCAGCUCCACUGGUGGCGUGAAUCAUAAUGAUUAUAAGAAAAACCACUAGUCUAGCCAGUCCUUGAGGAAUUUCCAAUAUCCUUUGAUUUUUGCUUUUUCUGUUGCAAGUUGAUAGACUCAAUUACUGGACUGAGUAAAGAGCAAAGAACAUGAUGAGAUGCAGACGCUGUCUUAAAGGGGUUCUCAGCAAGUCUGUGUUGCACUUUCAUAAAGUUGCGGGAGACUAAAAAAGAAUGAUCAAAAUUGAUGGAUCAGUGGGCCAGAUAUCAAGAUCUAAAGCCAAUAGUAUGGUUCAAGCUCCAAAACACACGUUUGGAUCCUACAGUUCACAUAAUACAGCUUGAUAGAGCCUUUAAAUAACUUUCUGUUUAAAGUUUCAACGCCCCAAUCCACCAUAACCCUGAUGUCUACAGGGCCCCCGUAUUUCCUCAAGCACCCAAAAACCAACUAGUAGUUCUACUAGAGCUUAAUUGAUAAGUCAAUUAAUAUGUUUUUAAAGCAAUAAUAUUAUACACCGGACAAUCAAUUGAUUAUUAAAGAAAAAAAUAGUCGGAACUACUGAUAUUGAAAGUUAUUAUUGGCUGUAGCCUUACAGAUCUUCUAUGAUGGAAUAAUAAUACCUUGCCUGAGGUUUUACUGUGUCUUAACUACAUGACACACAGAAAAAAAAUGGAAGCCAUUUAAUAAAACACAACAAACAACCACAAUAUAAACUAAAACAGUAAGUCUUAAAACUAGAUUUUGACACUAUAAUAUAAUCUAUUUGAUACUGUAGCCUAUGCCAGUGGUGCAAAUUUGUAACAAAUCAGUGAUUAAUUAAAAAUUAAAAACCUGCCAGCCUUGCCCCUGUAACGAUUAUAGCCUACUGACCUCAUGUGUAACAUCUAUGGAAUGUCCCUUUAAAAUAGAAUAUAAAAAAUAAAUAAAUAUUUAAAUAUUCAGUGUGCAUGUGUGUGUUUGAGUGAGAGAGAGAAAGAGAGCGACCUUGUUUUCAGAGUUGGUUUCAGAUUAAUUGUCCAUAGGCUGAAGCAAAGUCAGCCUAUGCCGAACAGCUGAGCAAAAUAACUGAUUAGUGACUACAGAAAAGUGACUACAGAGGACAAGCAUAUCCAGCUCCAUAUCUUUAUGUUCCUCCUCCCACGCCCUUUCCGUCUUUGACAGCUGAGAGUCCUUUGGACUAAAGCCUCGAAAACAACCAUCACGUUGUUACUGAAGAAGCUAGAGCCCGGGGUAGUAGCACAGGCUCCAAAGGAAAAAAGUCAGUUUUCUUGCCCCCUUUUACCCCUGUGGGAAACUGCGAGACCGCCCCUGGAUUAAGUCCCCGCCUUUAAACUCAAAUAAGAAGGAAACUUCAAAGGCCGUCGGCCGCCGGGGCUCCGCCCUCGCACUCCCGGACGGCUUCACAAAGGAUUUGCCGACGUUCGGGAAUUCCGCCUCCAGUUCCUUUUAUAGCGCCACUCGUGCGCUGGCAGAGCUCCAGGAUCCCGCCCAUCCCGGUUACUUUGACAACACAAAGGACUUCACGGAACUCGCAGGCGCCGCCUACCUUUCCAAAUAAGGGCAGUCUCUCCAUGUACGGCAAACAAUCGCUGCGAGAUUGCCCUUUUCUCUUCCUUAUCCCGUUUAUAUGAUCGGAGAGGAACUGCGCUUCAGGUUGGAAGCGGUGCGAUCAUGGCCGAGCGAGUCCAGCAGCCCCCAGCCAAGCGGCUCUGCUGCCGGCCCGGCUACAACCCGGCAUGCAGGCAGGGGCAGCGGGCUGGAGGAGUCCUGUGUGGCGGCGCAGGGUCCGCUCCGGGAGGGUCGGGGAAUGGAAAAACGCACAACCCCGAGUCGUUGCUCGACAUCGCGGCACGCAGAGUCGCGGAGAAGUGGCCGUUCCAGAGGGUGGAGGAGCGGUUCGAGAGGAUCCCGGAGCCCGUCCAGCGGAGGAUCGUAUACUGGUCAUUCCCGAGAAGCGAGAAGGAGAUCUGUAUGUACUCCUCUUUCAACGCCGGAGGAGAGGAAAGUGGAACUAGCGGGGACAAUAAUGACGAGACCCAGCUGCCUUUCCUACGGGGUGUCACUCUGCUAGAGGGUGGCUGGGUGGACAACGUAUUGCAAGUCGGUUUCCAUCUGAGCGGCACAGUGACGGACCCCGCCACACCCUCGUCCCCAGAGCUUGUAUGCAGCGUGAGCGUCAGCUUCGACCGCUGCAAGAUCACGGCGGUAACAUGCACCUGCGGAAACAAAGACAUCUUCUACUGCGCCCAUGUAGUGGCGCUGUCGCUUUACAGAGUACGGAAGCCCGAGCAGGUCAAACUGCACCUGCCCAUCUCAGAAACCCUGUUCCAGAUGAGCAGAGACCAGCUGCAGAAGUUUGUCCAGUAUCUCAUAUCAGUUCACCACACAGAGGUGCUGCCUACCGCACAGAAACUGGCCGACGAGAUUCUGUCACAGAACUCGGAAAUCAACCAGGUCCACGGGGCCCCAGACCCCACAGCAGGAGCCAGUGUGGACGAUGAGAACUGCUGGCACCUGGAUGAGGAGCAGGUUCAGGAGCAGGUCAAGCUUUUCCUUUCCCAGGGAGGGUACCAUGGUUCCGGCAAGCAGCUCAACCUGCUCUUCAGCAAGGUGAGGGAGAUGCUGAAGAUGCGUGACUCCAACGGAGCGAGGAUGUUAACACUGAUCACAGAACAGUUCAUGGCCGACCCUCGGCUGGCACUGUGGAGACAGCAGGGCACCACCAUGACCGACAAGUACAGACAGCUCUGGGAUGAGCUGGGGGCCCUGUGGAUGUGCAUCGUACUGAACCCGCACUGUAAACCAGAGCAGAAGUCAUCAUGGCUGCGCCAGCUGCGCAGAUGGAACAGUGUGGACGUCUGCCCCUGGGAGGAUGGUAACCACGGCAACGAGCUGCCCAACCUCACCCACUCACUGCCUCAGGGUGCCCAUGGCAACCAAGAGAUGCGCCCCCACAGGACUGUGUUCACACGAGCCAUUGAGGCCUGUGACCUGCACUGGCAGGACCGACACCUCCAGCACAUUAUUGCCAGUGACCUCUAUGCCAACUACUGUUACCAUGACAACCAGGAGGGUUCCCUCUUCGACUCACGCGGGUGGCCUUUGUGGCACGAACAUGUCCCGACGGCCUGUGCCAGGGUGGAUGCUUUGCGUUCACACGGUUACCCAAGAGAAGCCCUCCGACUAGCCAUCGCUGUGGUAAACACGUUACGACGGCAACAGCAGAGACAACUGGAGCACUUCCGCCGGCACAAGAAAGAGUUGCUCCAUAAAGGCCAUACCUCCAUAACCAACAUGGAGGGCUGGGUGGGACACCCCCUGGAUCCUAUCGGUACCCUGUUCAGCACCCUGACAGAGUCAGGACGAGCGGGAGAGGAGGGCUCCAACACCUGCUUAGACCUCUCAGACUGCUCCAGUGUUGUAAGCCGAGCAGAUCUCCAGCGAAUGCCUGUGCAGCGAUUGCUGGGAGACGGCGAAUCGUACGUGGCCCUGGCAGUGGAGACGGCUCUGAUUGGCUUAGGCCAGCAGCGGGUGAUGCCUGACGGGCUGUACGCUCAAGAAAAGGUGUGUCGCAAUGAAGAGCAGCUAUUGGCCAAGCUGCAAGAAGUGGAACUGGACGACUCCCUGGUCAAAAUCUUCCGUAAACAGGCCGUCUUUCUGCUAGAGGCUGGUCCGUACUCUGGCCUCGGAGAGAUCGUCCACAGAGAGAGUGUUCCCAUGCACACCUUCGCCCGCUAUCUCUUCACCUCUCUCCUACCUCACGACGCUGAACUGGCGUACAAAAUUGCACUGAGAGCCAUGCGGUUGCCGGUGUUGGAGUCAACGGCCUCGUCAGGUGACCUGUCGCGACCCCACCACAUCGUAUCCGUGGUGCCCAACCGCUACCCGCGCUGGUUCACCCUGAGCCACAUAGAGUCUCAGCAGUGUGAGCUGGCCUCCACCAUGCUCACUGCUGCCAAAGGUGACAGUCGGAGGCUGGAGACAGUCCUGGAGUCCAUCCAGAAAAACAUCCACUCUUCGUCUCACAUCUUCAAACUGGCACAGGACGCGUUCAAGAUCGCCACCUUGAUGGACAGCCUACCUGACAUCACACUUCUCAAAGUCUCUCUGGAGCUGGGACUGCAGGUGAUGAGAAUAACUCUGUCCACAUUAAACUGGAGAAGGAGAGAGAUGGUGCGCUGGUUAGUCACAUGUGCCACUGAAGUGGGUGUGUACGCGCUGGACAGCAUCAUGCAGAGCUGGUUCACCCUCUUCACCCCCACAGAAGCCACCAGUAUCGUGGCCACCACUGUCAUGUCCAACAGCACUAUCGUCCGCCUCCACCUGGACUGCCACCAGCAGGAGAACCUGGCUUCAUCCGCCCGCACCCUCGCCCUGCAGUGUGCCAUGAAGGACCCCCAGAACUGCGCCCUCUCUGCUCUCACACUCUGUGAAAAGGACCACAUUGCCUUCGAGACAGCCUACCAGAUUGUACUGGACGCGGCGGCGACAGGGAUGAGCUACACACAGCUGUUCACUAUAGCUCGCUACAUGGAACACCGCGGUUACCCGAUGAGAGCCUAUAAGCUAGCGACGUUAGCUAUGGCUCAUCUGAACCUCAGUUACAACCAGGACACACACCCGGCCAUCAACGAUGUGCUGUGGGCCUGCGCCCUCAGCCACUCGCUGGGGAAGAACGAGUUAGCUGCUGUUAUCCCCCUGGUGGUCAAGAGCGUGAAGUGCGCCACCGUGCUCUCGGACAUUUUGCGGCGGUGCACGCUCACCACGCCGGGCAUGGUGUCGGCACUGCACAGCCGCAGGAACUCUGGGAAACUGAUGUCCCUGGACAAGGCGCCACUCAGGCAGCUGCUGGACGCAACCAUCGGGGCCUACAUCAACACCACACACUCGCGGCUCACACACAUCAGCCCGCGCCACUACAGCGAAUUCAUUGAGUUCCUGGGGAAAGCCCGGGAGACUUUCAUGAUGGCUCACGACGGACACAUCCAGUUCACCCAGUUCAUAGACAACCUGAAACAGAUCUACAAGGGCAAAAAGAAACUAAUGAUGCUGGUGAGGGAGAGGUUUGGCUGAGGGUAAAGCUGGGGGUCACCAAAAGCUCCCCUCCCCACUCUAGUACUUUUCUAUUAACUUGAGUCUGCCUUUUGAACUUCUUUUGGACUUAUAAGAUAGACAAGUAAAAAAGAGGGAUGUGACUUGUAGAAUGAAGCAAAAAGAGAAAGGAAAAGAUGACAAAAAAAUCAACAGAGCCACACGCGGUAUUAUUGUUCUUGCUGUUGUUAUUGUUAUAAACAUUAUUACUAUUAUUAUUAUUAAUAAUAUUAUUACUACUAUGUGUACAGAAGUGUUUUUAUUUUUCAGAAGAGAGGAAAUUUGUCACGUUGUGAAUGUUGUGUGUAUUUCUCUACAUGUGUGCGAGAGGAAAAUGAAAAGUGAAAUGGCUUUUUUUUAAUUUUUGUUCCUUUAUUUUUAUGAUUUAAAACAUCAUUUUUCCCUUUUUCAGUGUAUAUUGAGUUAUAUGUUGUCAAGUGGCUGAAGCCCUUCUACAAUAGCGCUCAUGUAAAAACAAAAGGAAAAAAAAAAAAAGAAGAAGAAGAAGAAAAAAAAAUGUCUCGGCAUCCUCAAAGAGAAACUAAGGCUUUAAACCACACAGAGCACCUCCCUCUGUCUAGGCCCUCACCGGGGGGCGCUGGGCAGCACUGCACAGCUCGGCUCGGCUCGGCUCGGCUCGGCACGGCACGGCACAGCUUGGUUUAGCACUGACAGAAAGCCGCCAUCAGCAUUUCUACAGACACAGCAGUAGCAGCAGCAGCAGCACUUCAGCAGCCAUUAGUUUUCUCUGGGUCCCAGGCAUUAGCAUCAUUACACACAACAAUGCUCUUAGCUAACUCGUGUUGUUGUUAUUGUUGAAAUCUCACCCGCCUCCAUAGUGAGUACCUGUUUUACCUGUUUUCCAGAGAACAGUGUGCAGGUGCUACAGUGAUGGCACAUUAGACAAAGAUAAUGAGUAUUAUUGUUACAUUAUUGUAAUGUACAGCUGUGAUUUUUAACAGCUCAGAUUUGGCUAAAUGACUGAUAUAUAGUUGAGUUUUCUAGGUAAAGCAGAUACCCAGAGGGAGACGACUACCUCAUGACAUGGUAUUGAACCUGCUCCCAGUUUUUUUUUUUUUUUUUUCUUUUUUUUCUUUUUUUUUUUUGCUAUCAUGAUAUUUAUCAUCCAGGAUAGCUGACAGUGUUAAUUAAACAAGAGAUUCACUCGUGAGACCAAGGUUAUGAGGCGAUCUAGAGUCAGAUUCCUGCUGAGUGUUUCUGUGCUCGGCUCUGCUGUAACGUCACUGCCCUGGCAUCGGUACUUACAACCCCCCUCCAAAAAAAAAAAUCAAAAAAAAAAAUUGGCUCUGACAUGCUCAGAAGAUGUGUCAGUAUGUCAGUCCCCCUUUCAUCUCUACAGCCACCAUUGUACGGUAUUUUCAGACUAGGCCAGUGUCAUUUCCCUCUGUGCAUGUGAAUCAUAGAAAUUAGACUUUCUACUGUUAUAGUUCAUUGUGUGGAACCUUCAGUAAUUGUCAACCAGAACGUUCUCAGGGAUUUCUCUACACAGGAAAAAGGCGGAACAAAUGAACGACUGACUACAGGAAAAAGACAAAAACAUGACACAACAUGAGCGAGCAUUUAUUGUACUCUGUAUAUAUGCCAUAGUAUAUGUCUGAAUAUGGAGGAUCUGAAAGUAUAUGUUAACUAAUUUAUACAGAGUAUUCUAUGUAAUGUGAAAUACUUGAAGCCGCUGUAGUUUGCUCUCUCUUGCUCUCCUUCUCUUUCUCUCUCUUGUCUUCUCUUUUUGUUUCUCUUUUUGUUGAAAACAGAACAUAUCAGAAGGACUAGACUGACGGCUUUUUGGACUCACAGGGCCACAUGUGUUCAUACUUGAGACGCUGGAUCCCGUCAGAGAUGCAGGUUGAGUCAAAUUGGUGUUGGCGGAAAAAACGUUGAUCAUUCCUGCUGACUACAGCAUAGGAAGGGAAGGGAAGGGAGGAAGACUACUUUAGGCCAUUGGUCGAUAAAUGUUUGAAAACACAAUACAGGAUUUCUUGAAGUACUUAAUUGUGCAUGUAAGCUGUUGUACUAGCAUAGUUUUCGGGGAAAAAAAAACUAUAAUGUGCUUUACACAGGAGCUAAUUGGAGCUGAAUCUGGUUAAAAAAAAAAAAAAAUCAUAUAUUACGUGUCCAGCCUUAUAUGCAUUUAAGGACAUCUCUUGGUUGAAGUCUGCUUCAUUCUGCAGUAAUAUAACCUUUGUCAGAGUAACUUAAUAGUCGUGCAACUCAGUAAGACUCACAGUGAUAAUUAUGCACAGGUUCAAUCUAUCUGAGAUUUUUUUAAAAAUGAGUCUCCUCAGUUCUCCCUUCCAUUCACUGCAGAAUUUCCAGUGUCUCCUCUGCAAUGUUCAGCUGUCCUGUCAUUAAUUGCCUUUUUACCUUCUUCUUUAUAUCUGAUUUUUCUUCUCUCUCUUUCUCUCUCUUUUUUUUUCUGUGCAUCUUUUUCUAUCUUGUGUUGAUUAAAGAUAAAAGCAGCCUUUUCUCUUGCCUUGUCUUAACGCUUUAAAGUAACCAAACAGGAGAUCUAUCUAACAACCAAACGCGUUCUAAGAGGUGAGAGACAACCCACCUUGGUCCCAGCUUUAGUGUCCUUAAUUAGUAAGUGAAUGGCUGUGUAACUCAUGCUUUAACAAAGCAAUUCCUCACGUGUGUUUGGUGAAAAAAUACAUUGUCCAGUGUCUCUUGUUCUCUUCAGAAACAAUUUCCUCUGAGUCUUUCUAGCUGUUUUUAUUUCAUUUUAUUUUUUUGUUUGUGUAGGAAUCUUCUGCUCUCCCAUUUUAUUUAUUACAAUGACCCAUGUAUACAUGCUUAUGAAAUUAAGAUUUGAUACACCGAUAUCAAUUUAUUUAUGUAACUAAAUCACUGUUUUAUAAUCUUGUUAAUGAGUCAAUAAUUGAUUUUUUUGUUUUUGUUUUUUGUUUUAAUAAAAGUUAGUUUUUUGAAAUGUA